Messenger RNA from Penicillium daleae, 1677 nucleotides. Its product is annotated as CocE/NonD family hydrolase. Bases 1 to 1677 code for a protein of 558 amino acids. The record is from RefSeq and is a predicted model, not a curated record. The transcript has a single exon. Gene Ontology annotation, molecular function: dipeptidyl-peptidase activity. Lineage: Eukaryota; Fungi; Ascomycota; Eurotiomycetes; Eurotiales; Aspergillaceae.
AUGAUAGAACCACCAGUAAAACGCAGCUUUGCAGGAGCUGUACUCGACUAUCUAGGAACCCGCUACGUCGGCGCAGGCCCCGAAACAUGCAGCUACACGACCCAAGCCAUCCAAAUCCCGAUGCGAGACGGCAUCGAACUAGCUGCCGACUUCUACGAACCAGAAUUACCCCAUGGGGAAAGGGAAACACCAACUGGCCUGAUAUUGAUCCAGUGUUGCUACGGUCGCGGCGCGGGUAUCUCCUUCCUCAAUGCCCGUGUCUUCGCUGCCCGAGGCUUCCAAGCCCUCUUCGUGAGCACGCGAGGCACGUCUGGCUCCGGCGGCGUGUUUGAUCCUGGCAGUAAUGAACAGUCUGAUAGCCAGGAUAUCGUGGUGUGGAUGCGCCAGCAGCCCUGGUAUCAUGGCUCCUUUGCGACUCUGGGCCCCUCUUAUCUUGGCUACAGCCAGUGGGCGCUGUUACAUGACCCACCCACUGACUGCGUCGCUGCGGUAAUCCCCGUUGCGCCUCAUGACCAGGCCUGGCAUGCGUGGGGAACGGGUUCUUUCCGUCUUGAUCGCGCCUCUUGGAGUGAUAUGAUGUCUAAGAGAGAUGACGAGAAGAGCAGUUUCCUCUCCCGACUGGCAAACAUACCAGGCUUGAGCUUUUUGCGGUCGCCAGAGCUUGAACGAGCGGUCGGUGGUCUACCGUUGGAAGAUAGUUUGCAGAAAUACUUUGGUGACAGGGCUCCGUGGCUGUUCGAGUAUCUCCAACAUCCCGAUGUUGAUGAUGUCUACUGGACCUCGCGCCGACACCACGUUGCUCUUGAGCGGGCGAAGAUUCCCAUUUUGCUGAUCAGUGGCUGGUAUGAUACAUUCACAACCCAGACGAUCCACCAGUUCAAGUAUUUGCAUGAGCGAGGUGUUAAUGUGAGCCUGAUCGUUGGCCCAUGGACGCACGUUCAGGGCUCGGGUCUGUACUCAGUCCCAGACAAAUUAGAUUUCCUCGGUGAGCAUCUUACCAAAGAUGGAAAAUACAAACAUCCACCAGCUCGCAUCUUUGUCACUGGCUCUGAACAAUGGCGAUCGAUGCCUACUUGGCCCCCACCGACUGAAUCGAAGACUUUAUAUCUACAAGAAAACAACAGCCUUGGAUUCAAGCCGCCCGUGCCAGACGCAAGCCCAGCAUCUUUCAUCUUCGAUCCCCUAGCUCCUACCCCAAGUAUUGGCGGCAAUCAAAUGUCUGCCGGUGGACGGGUAGACGAUAGCGCCUAUGCAGAUCGAUCAGACGUGCUAGUCUUCACAAGCGAGCCUCUCUCGGAAGACCUCGAGGUUCUGGGCGCCCUAUCCGUUCAUCUAAUCCAUGAAAGCGACCCGCCCUUCGCGGAUCUGUUCGUGCGAAUCAGCGAAGUCGACGCUUAUGGUGUAUCCCAUAAUAUCACGCAGCUAUACCGGGCGCUUGAACCUUCGCGUGAUACGUCUCAGCCUCUCAUUUUAGAGCUGCAAGAUUGCGCGCAUCGGUUCCGGGUGGGCACGAGGGUGAGGCUGAUUGUUGCAGGCGGGUCUUUCCCGAUGUAUGCGAGAAGUCUGGGGACUGUCGAGGAUCGCGUGCGAAGUGAUAAGACGGUUGCUCAGAAACAUACUGUGACUAUUUCUGGCGGCGUGUCGCAGCUGAUCUUACCCGCCAAUCCUGCUGAUUGA